Brassica rapa (field mustard) is the source of this 750-nucleotide messenger RNA. RefSeq lists its product as uncharacterized. The record is from RefSeq and is a predicted model, not a curated record. Lineage: Eukaryota; Viridiplantae; Streptophyta; Magnoliopsida; Brassicales; Brassicaceae.
AUGUCGGUUAAUGUGGACGGCCUGAAUAUUAUAGGAACCUCUGGAGAGAUUUCCCAAACAGGCGAAUGUCUACAGAAAGAAUUUGAGAUGAAAGACUUAGGAAAAACUAAGUUCUGUUUGGGACUACAGUUUGAGUAUGUAGAGAAAGGAAUCCUUGUGCAUCAAAAGACUUAUAAAGAAACGAUACUCAAGCAGUUUAAUAUGGACCAGGCUCAUCCCUUGUCGAGUCUUAUGGUCGUGACGUCCUUAGACCAAGAGAGAGAUCCGUUCGGGCCAAAGAAGCCGGACGAAGAGACACUUGGGCCGGAAUGUCCUUACCUAGGUGCCAUUGGAGCCUUAAUAUAUCUGCAAGGAACAAAAGACCUCGGGUUGUUCUAUACCGGCCGGCCAGGAGAGAGUUUGGCCGGAUAUGCUGAUGCUGGGUACUUAUCUGACCCACACAAUGCUAGAUCUCAGACAGGAUAUGUGUUUAUGCACAGUGGGGCUGCAAGAGUGGUCUGGCCGUGGGAAAGGAAAAGGAAGAGUCAACUAUCACAGCUCAAAGAUGGAUACAUCAAGGGAGAUAGAACGAAGCACAUCUUGCCUACGUUCUUCUUCACCCAUGAUCUGCAGAAGGCAAAAGAAGUUCAUGUGGUUCAAGUUCAGUCCAGUGACAAUUCAGCCGAUCUCUUCACCAAGUCUCUGCCAACCACAACAUUCAAGAAGCUGGUUCAUCAGAUAGGAAUGCGCCAGUUGAAGGAUCUUAACUGA